Drosophila obscura is the source of this 3460-nucleotide messenger RNA. Its product is annotated as serine/threonine-protein kinase 32A. NCBI's taxonomy places the organism in Eukaryota, Metazoa, Arthropoda, Insecta, Diptera, Drosophilidae. Gene Ontology annotation, biological process: protein phosphorylation; regulation of signal transduction; G protein-coupled receptor signaling pathway. The transcript has 8 exons. Gene Ontology annotation, molecular function: ATP binding; G protein-coupled receptor kinase activity; G protein-coupled receptor binding. Bases 105 to 1949 code for a protein of 614 amino acids. The record is from RefSeq and is a predicted model, not a curated record.
CUGAAAGCAGCUCGUACAACCCAGUAGCCCAGCCUUGACUGAACAUAUUGAAAUCGCACACGCACGCACCCUACCCUAACUAACAGAGGAGCCGAGGCGGGGCCAUGGAGCUGUGGAGAAUGGACGAACUGUGCCUGCUGAAAAUAUUGAAAUGCCUUGCUCUGCCUGACCAGCUGGCCAUGCUCCAGUGCUUCGAGCGGUGUCGCCCACUCCUGAGGCACAUCUGGCGCUUGCAGCUGACCGAGAUUGAGCUCAACCUGCUGGAGGUGCCGCUGCAAAAGGACGACUUCGACUUCCUCCUGACCAAUGGCCGUGCGCAACUGAACGAGCUGAGGCUCAACUAUCUGGGCAGGGAGCAUUUUGAGGUGCUUGUCGGGCACAGCUUUCCCCAGCUGCGGCUUCUGGAGGUCGAUGUUCUGCCUCCGUUCUUCCUGUCCCCGCGACUCUUACAUCAGUUGGGACAGACCAUGCCAAGGUCCCCCAACGACAAUGAGCUGGCCGACAGCGCCAUUCAAUGCAUCCGCAGAUCUACUCAUUGCAUCUCUGUUACAUUUUCAGUUAAUUUUGACCACUUCCAAAUACUGCGUGCCAUCGGCAAGGGAAGUUUCGGCAAGGUCUGCAUAGUGCAGAAGCGUGACAGCGGCAUUCUAUAUGCCAUGAAGUAUGUGAGUCGCACCGCCUGCGAGAUGCGUGGAGCGCUUGGCGGUGUCAUCAAGGAGGUUGAGCUGCUCUCCUCACUGGAGCAUCCGUUUCUCGUCAAUUUAUGGUUCUCGUUUCAGGACGAGGAGGACUUAUUCAUGGUAUGCGACCUGUUGACUGGUGGCGAUUUGAGAUAUCACUUACAGAACCGAGUUGAAUUUUCCGAGCAGAGUGUGGCCUUAUUAGUGUGCGAGCUUGGCAGUGCGCUGGAGUACCUGCAGACGCAGCGGGUGGUCCACAGGGACAUCAAGCCAGAUAAUAUUCUAUUGGAUGAUGGCGGACACGCUCAUUUGACUGAUUUUAAUAUUGCGACGAGGCUGCAGAAGGAUGCGAUGGCCUGCAGCAUGUCGGGGACGAAGCCGUAUAUGGCGCCGGAGGUGUUUCUGUGCGCCCUGGACGAAGUGGCUGGCUAUAGCUACCCAGUGGACUGGUGGUCCCUGGGCGUUGUGGCCUACGAGAUGCGCAGCAACGUCCGCCCCUUUGUGGUGCACUCGAACACGCCCUUGGCGGAGAUCAAGAACAUCCUGAACACGCCAGUGCACUAUCCCCGCUAUUGGAGCAACAACUUCAUCGAUCUGCUGCAAAAGUUGCUCUCCACUUAUCCCGGUGGCAGGAUCAGCACUCAGCAGGAACUGCAUCAGACACCGUUGCUGCGGAACAUUGACUUUCAGCAGGUGCUCGACAAGAAAAUAAAGCCCAUCUUCAAGCCACCCGAAGAUCACCUGAACUGCGACCCCUGCUUGGAACUGGAGGAGAUGAUUGUGGAGACUCGGCCGCUGCACAAAAAAAAGAAGCGUUUGGCCAAACAGCGGUCGGCCCAGCGAGACAGCGACCCCGAGACCGUGUUGAUCAAAGAGUUCAUCGUCUACAAUCGCUACAAAGAGCUCAAGCGGAAGGCCAUGGAGCAGAAGGAGAACGACUGGCAGCGUGAGCUCGAAUUGGCCAUGGCCAACUCCAUAGUCAACAGCUUGGCCCCCAUACAAGAGAGGCCCGCCUCGUCCACUUCCACGUCUAUUAGCCAUGCAACAAACCCCGCGAUCAGCACUCCCAAUCCCGCUCCCGCGCCCACGCCAGCAGCCACGAAUUCGCCAUCUGGCAACACAAGGUGCUCCGCCUGCAAAGAGAGUGAAAGUAUUGAAUUCAUUGACCGCACGCCGUCCCCGCAGGGCACAGGCGGCGGAGCUAUAACUGCCACCCCGACACGGCUCAGCAGCAUGUUGGACAAGGCAACGAGCACGGCACAAAAGUAGUGUUAAACUACGAUUAGCACCCGAACCCUCCGCACGGAACUAAUAAUACAUAUGUGCGUAUGUAUCAUCGUAUGGAAACGCAACAGGUUUCACUGCAAACACAAACAAAAGCCCCACGCCCCAACCCCCCACCACAUAGGCCUGCACACCGAACCGCAAGAUGAUUUGGCUGGCAACCAUCCAAAGAGAACCAGAACCUAUUUUUCGAGUUUCGCUGAAUUUCACCUUUGUACGUGUACUUGUAGAUGUAAAAUACAUAAAUACAAAUAAUAUACGUAUGUAUAAUUUGAUAUAUUUUAGGGUAUUUCUAUUGCUUAUCUAAGUCCUAGGUCUAAGUCCCCUUGUACAUAUGUGUGUAUGUAUGGUUAGAUGUUAGCUGAAAUCAAAAUAAAUGUAAAGAGGCACUGCACCAAGCGGGGUUUACCUCUACUGGAAUAUGUUCGGAAGAGCUCAAUAAAACUCGCAGCGUAAUUUCGAUUUUUUUUGAAGUUUUUAUUUCAAGUUAUAUUUCAUUCAUGUUUCACAUAUUUUUUGUAAUGCCUUUCUUUGUAUAAAAAAGAGUAAAUAAUUAUGUUCUGUAUGUAUAAUUGUUGUAUUCACGCACUUGUUGAUCUCUCGUUAAAUAUAUUAGUUUUGGGUUGGUGUUAUUAUUGGGUUCUGUGUCUGUGUCGAAAGUGGCUAAACACUAACCAAAUUACGAUAAUAAUCUAAUCCCCUUCUGUAUAUUAUUUUAUCAGCAAAAUGCAACAUGUUAAUAGUUUGUUAAUUUCUCUGGUUCAAUCCGCGAUCUCUCGAUUUCAUUUGUGGGCUUUUACUGUUAUGUUAAUAUUACAUUUUACGAAUAUCAUUUUAACAUCUUUCACCCAUCAUUCCCAUCUCACCCACCCCGCCGUCAGCAGCUCAACUGCAUUGGGGGGUGUGGUGCGGUCGGAAGAUGGUCGCUGGGUCUCGUUGCGAAGGUGAGAAAAUAGAAAAGAAUCAAGAAAGUCCCCAGCAUGGGGAACGUUAACUCGAGAAGCGUUAAGAGCAAGUGUGUGAAUGAUUGUUUCUCAGUAGAAAUCGUGUUCCACUCUGCAUUUGUGGAAGGAGUAUUUCAAAGAUUCAAUUAAGUUGAAUAGCUUACAAGGUUUAACGAAUUUUCCUUUUGUUUUUUUUUAAGCAAAAACAAAUGCAAUUGUUUAGAAAAGCGUCAGUUAUGUGUGUGUUCUGUUCUCUUUAGAAAAUCUGCUUUUGCUCUUCUCUUUUGGUUUUUUUUUUUUGUUUGUUGUUAGAAGAAUGAAGGAGAAGAAACUACAAGCUGCAAAAAUGAUGUUCCGAGUAUGUUUGUGUGUGUGUUUGGGAGAUGAGUGUAAGUGUGUGUGUGUAUGUAGUGUGUCUGGAGUUCGGCUUAUGCUCAUUUUUUGUUUGUUAUUUUUCGGCUUUUUCUAAACAAAAUGUUACUUUUUUUCGUUGAACUCCAUGCGUGGCGCUGCUGGCGGACAUCCGCCGCAGCCGUUUGGUGGCUGCGCUAA